AUGCCGGAUGUGAUAUUCGUUGGCUUGUCUGGGCCGUCAUCCUCAGGCAAGACCACCCUGGCCCACAUACUCUGCCAGAUAUUUCCAAACACUGAGAUUCUCCACGCCGAUGACUUUUGCAAGGAAUUCGACCAAAUCCCCACCGUAAACGGCUAUUUGGACUGUGAUGGGCCCGCUGGUGUUGACUUUGUCCGCCUAGGAGAAACCCUCGAUUAUAUGAAAUCCCAUAAUGGGAGGCUACCGGAUGGCUUCAAAAGUUGGCAAGCUGACGUCUUUCCGAAUCUAAGAUUGAAAGCAAUUGAGCUAGCGCCUGUGGAAUUAAUGGAAAAUAUGCGUGCAAAAGUCCAACAGGCACAGCGGCUGGCCGGUCACAACUCAUCCCGAGAUCUCGUCGCUGCGAAAAUAGUAUUUGUUGAUGGGUUUCUCCUCUAUCAUGAGCCCAGCAUAAGGAAUCGAUUGGACUUGCGCCUUUUCCUGCGGUUGAGUCAUGCAAGCGCCAAGCAGAGACGAUUUACGCGCCCGGGUUAUGGAUCAGAGGCCAAGUCCGGAGAAUUUUGGAAGACGGAGGACUACUUUGAGAAAAUGGUGUGGCGAAACUAUGUUGCGCACCAUGCUCAGUUUUUCAUAGGGGGCAACGUUGAGGGUAUAGUGCAUGCGCAGCAAUGUCAAAACCUCGGCAUUGAAAUUCUGCCAGGUCUCGAUCGGCCGCUCGAGGACAGCUUGCCAUGGGCUAUCGAUCAGAUUAUCGAGUUUUUGAAACAGCGGUAG
This is a messenger RNA of Penicillium odoratum, 768 nucleotides long. Its product is annotated as nicotinamide riboside kinase 1. Lineage: Eukaryota; Fungi; Ascomycota; Eurotiomycetes; Eurotiales; Aspergillaceae. Gene Ontology annotation, cellular component: cytoplasm. The record is from RefSeq and is a predicted model, not a curated record. The transcript has a single exon. The coding region runs from base 1 to 768 and encodes 255 amino acids.